AUGAUGCGGAUUCACCUACAGCCUCGCGGUAGACCUCAAGGUGAGCGACCCCCAGGUAAGCUGAAUAUUGCAUUGUUGUGCUUGCCCGCUCACCAUCUCCAUUUCAGCAGCGAGCUGCCCCAACAGCUAGCCAACAUUCCAGUCGCUGUCGCCGCUGUUGACGAGAACGCCUCCAUGGAAAACCGAUGGUUUCAGCUGCGGGACACAAUCCAGUCGACGACGCUGAUCGUCUUCGGUCUCGCACGCAGCCAACACCAGUACUGGUUCGACGACGAUGACGCCGCCAUCAUCAAUCUGCUCCCAAAGAAGAACGGCCUGCACAAAGCAUACGUAACCAGCCCCACCAAAGACAUCAAAGUAGCCAUCUACCGUAGUCGCCAUCUCGUGCAACAGCGGCUGCGGGAGAUGGAGGACGUUUGGACGGCUCGCAAUGCCAAGGAAACGCACGGUUUCGUGGGCUAA
Spirometra erinaceieuropaei is the source of this 462-nucleotide messenger RNA. Lineage: Eukaryota; Metazoa; Platyhelminthes; Cestoda; Diphyllobothriidea; Diphyllobothriidae. The record is from the annotation of a GenBank genome assembly.